AUGGGACUACAGGCUGCCUUUAUUUCCCUACACUUUAUCUGUUUUUUUUUGAACAUACCACCACUGGUAUGGCACAUAAAAUCCAAAAACAUUCCCGCAAUCACAUUACUUGCCUACGUGCAAUUAAUGAUGAUUAAUGGUUUUGUAGGUGCUAUUAUUUGGGGAGGAAAGAAUUAUGCAUAUGCAUGGAAUGGUGAAGGAUGGUGCGAUAUUAUGAUCAGACUUCAACUGGCAAUAUCAGUUGGCAUUUCCUCCUCAAUUACAUGUGUGAGUUUGAACUUAUUGGUUAUAUUUCUAACAAAUUCUGCUACAACUUUUUGGUUCAGUAAUAAGUGGGUUAAACCAUCUGUAGAAAUAUUCUGUUCAAUUAUUUUUCCUUUUAUCGUGUCGGGAGCUACUUACUUUGCACAAACAACUAGGUACAUAAUUAAUCAAUAUUCAGGCUGUUCACCGGCAUUAGCAAAUUAUGGUGUUUCGAUUGUUACGUUUUAUUUAUGGAUAUUUUUGUGGAGUUUCCUCGGAACAGUUGUCUCCGGUACUACUUUAGUUUUGUUCUUCAAGAAAAGAAAAGCUGCCAAGGAAAUUCUUGUUUGCACAAAUUCAGGUCUAUCUGUUAAGAAAUUUGUUAGAUUAUUAGCUUAUUGUGUUAUGGUCAUUACCACAUCGAUAGUUUUCUCUGUUAUUCUAGGCUCAAAUAUCAAUGUCGAAAAAGGGAGUUUUUAUGAUAAGGACAAAAUCCAUCCCAAAACAUGGGGCUACGUUUUUAAAUUACAACACAUCUCCUCAACAGACAUCAAUAAAUGGGUUUUGAUUACUAUCUCCUUUAUCAGUUUUUUUUUGUUUGGCAUUGGACAAGAAGCAAAAAGCAUGUAUUUGUCCUUUUUGGAGGUGACUUCAGGAGGAAGGUACCUUAUAAAAUGUUGUGGAUGGGUAGGUCGUCAUGCUGACAAGAUUAUUGGCAACAGUUUACUCUACAAUAGAAGUAUCUAUUUUCAUGCCUUUUGUAAUUCGGAUGUGUUUGAUAAUGAUACAGAUGAUGAUGAUUAUACUUUGAAGACCCAGAAAGUAGUUUCUGAUAUUGAAUCAUUGAAACCGGGUUAUAAUAAUGAAAAUAUAGGCAACAGGAGACAAUUCUACAGCUCAUUUAAUCACGGCCUAAUGGGUAUAAGCGACGAUUUCAGGGUUGAUGAAAAUGCGAGGGAAAUCGUACAAGACUUUGAACAUAGUAUUCACACACCAGUAACUCCUUGUACUCUGGAGGGAGGAGAUAGCCUCUAUAACGAGGAAAGUUUUAUGAUUGAGCUGCAAGAUGCUGCCAAAGCGGUGGAAAGAGAAACACAGAGCCGCUUGAGUACUCAAGAGAUUGACGAGAUGAAAUAUUUAUACUAUUAG
Pichia kudriavzevii is the source of this 1392-nucleotide messenger RNA. RefSeq lists its product as uncharacterized. Gene Ontology annotation, biological process: G protein-coupled receptor signaling pathway. The transcript has a single exon. The coding region runs from base 1 to 1392 and encodes 463 amino acids. Gene Ontology annotation, molecular function: mating-type factor pheromone receptor activity. Lineage: Eukaryota; Fungi; Ascomycota; Pichiomycetes; Pichiales; Pichiaceae. Gene Ontology annotation, cellular component: membrane. The record is from RefSeq and is a predicted model, not a curated record.